AUGAGAAGGAAUUGUUUGUGGACAUGUGAGUGCUAUAGAUUGCCUAAUAGUAAGCAUAAGAAGGUGGAGGAGAGUUUAGUGAUUGAUGCUCAGAUUGUUGAGGAGGAUGCAUGUGUUGUGAAGAGGAAGAGUAAGAAAGUUCAAUGUGCAGUGAACAUAUAUGCAAAUGUUAACGAACGUAGUGAAUGGGUUAUUCAGAGGGCUAAUCUUGAGCAUGGUGGACACACCCCCACUCCAGGCAAGGCUAAAAAUAUUAGUAGGUUGAGGAAAAAGUUUCCGGUCGAGAAUCCUCAUAUUGUCAGGCAGCUCUUCAAUGAUAGGAGGUUCGGGGUUCCUGUGAAACAAAUCUAUAGCUUUAUGGCCAGGGAGCGAAAUGGGUUGGAGAGCAUGCCAUUUGCUCAGAAGGAUCUUCAUGAUGAAGUGGAAAAGCAGAAGAAAAAAAUAUUUGAUGAAGGUGAUGCUAAAGCAAUGUUUUCAUAUUUCCAGACAAUGGUUGAAGAAAACUCAAAUUUUUUCUACACGUAUCGAGUAGACGAAGAGGGUAGGUUGAAGGAUGUACUUUGGGUAGAUGCAAGGAGUCGGAUGGCCUAUGAGGAGUUCCCAAUGUAG
Chenopodium quinoa (quinoa) is the source of this 609-nucleotide messenger RNA. Its product is annotated as protein FAR-RED IMPAIRED RESPONSE 1-like. The record is from RefSeq and is a predicted model, not a curated record. The transcript has a single exon. Lineage: Eukaryota; Viridiplantae; Streptophyta; Magnoliopsida; Caryophyllales; Amaranthaceae. The coding region runs from base 1 to 609 and encodes 202 amino acids.